Molecule: messenger RNA, 1611 nt
Organism: Archocentrus centrarchus (flier cichlid)
Lineage: Eukaryota; Metazoa; Chordata; Actinopteri; Cichliformes; Cichlidae
Exons: 4
Coding region: 128-1411 (427 amino acids)
Molecular function (GO): zinc ion binding
Source: RefSeq, a predicted model, not a curated record
UUGAAAAUGGCGACGUUCUACACCCGAUGCUUGCAAGAGCUCCCAACAUUAAAUGUCACUGAUGUUCAUCGGAUUUGCAGGACAAUGAAAGCCCCAGCCAGCAAACUGGAUAAAGGAUUUAAAUUAUAUGCUGCAUCAUAUAUACACAACUAUGAAGAUUAAGCUUCUGGAUUCAUCACCAGUGGAGCUGACAUCCAGCCAGUGCUCCUGUGUGGCAGGCACUGUUAUGUGCAAUCACACAGUGGCACUGCUCUUCCAAACAGCGCACUACUCAGAACUCAGAGUUCCUGUUGUCCCUCCUGUCCAUAGCUGCACCGAAUCUGAACAGCAAUGGCACAAGCCACGCACAAUGGGUGUGAAGCCAGGACCCAUCAACUCUGUGGUCUUCACUAAGCCGGUACCAAAUAGGAUGGUCCAGACUGGAGUACGGAGUGGAUUCUACAGAGGCAUGGUGGGUCCAUUACCAGAUCCCUGCAUGUUCAGAAUAACAGAGGCAUAUGCAAAAUUUAAAAUUGAGGACAGGCCACUUGUGACCACGAUGAACAUGAGACCUGAUAAGCCCCUUGUGGAAAGUGCCUUUGGCCUGGUGCAGGAGGGCAGUGUUCUGUCAUAUCAGCAGCCAGUUUUGAAAUCCCGGUACAUCACACUACAUCAUGAUGCACCACCAACACCACACUUACCUCUGGAGAGUUAUGACAUCUUGCCAUUAGACUGUGCGUUUGUGUGCUCAGAAGAGGAGCUCCUACAUCUCAAGAGCUUGUCUGUAACUCUGGAAAUGGCUCAGAAAAUAGAAGCAGCUACACGUGAGCAAAGUUCCAGCUCUGAGUGGCAUCUUCUCCGCAGGCCCAGAGUGACUGCCUCUAGGUUUCGCGAAGUGUGUCAUGUCAGAGGCCAGAGCUCUGCAGAGUCACUUGCUGAGCGCAUCAUGAAGGGAACAAGGCAAACAGCAGACAUGAGGAGAGGUGCUGAGAUGGAGCCAGCAAUAGCAACUGAGUACAGUAGGCUAAUGAAUGUAAACUACUCACCCUGUGGUCUAGUCAUUCACCCCACCGCCCCCUGGCUUGCUGCGUCUCCUGAUGGUGUUGUAUUUGACCCCAAUGAAUACCCCCAGUUUGGUCUUGUUGAGUUCAAAUGCCCAAAUGUACAAAACUUUAUUGACUGCAAAUAUGUACAAAUAGACUCUGGUUCUCCUGCACUAAAGAAGAGCCAUGCAUAUUACUGGCAGGUACAAGGACAACUGCUCAUCAGCGGGAUGCAGUGGUGUGACUUUGUUGUGUGGGCACAGGAGGACUACCUUGUGCAGAGAAUAUACACAGAUGCAGAGGUGCAAAGAGCAAUCAGAGAAAAAGCUGACCAUUUCUUUUUCUACACAUAUAUGCCAAGAUACCUGUGUCUGAAAAAUGAACAAUGAACACAUAAGGGUAAAAAGGAUUCUUCAGGUUUGCUUGUGUAACUGUUACAUUUUAUUUGCAAUUUAAACAUUUUAUGAAUUUGUUUCAACAGUUUACAUUUGUGUGAAAUAAAUUAUUUUAGAAAUGGCAUUGAUUGAGUUUUUAAAACACAUUAAGAUAUUGAGUUUGUAUUAUAUUCAGGACAAACAACCCCAUACUG